Messenger RNA from Clavispora lusitaniae ATCC 42720, 960 nucleotides. RefSeq names its product t-SNARE syntaxin. Gene Ontology annotation, biological process: vesicle fusion; intracellular protein transport; endoplasmic reticulum to Golgi vesicle-mediated transport. Gene Ontology annotation, cellular component: Golgi membrane; SNARE complex; endomembrane system. The record is from RefSeq and is a predicted model, not a curated record. Gene Ontology annotation, molecular function: SNAP receptor activity; SNARE binding. Lineage: Eukaryota; Fungi; Ascomycota; Pichiomycetes; Serinales; Metschnikowiaceae.
AUGUCGUCAGCAAUACAAAACCGAACGUUCGAAUUUCAGCAAUGUGUUGCAUCUUUUGACAAGAUCAACAAGAGACUGAACGUUCCUCAACGGCAAAACACGGGGCCUGUCAAGAGAUCCAAGUUCAGCCAGCAGGCGAGCAUCAUUGCCAAAGACAUUGCACAUACCACAGAAUUAUUGCUGAAACUAGCGCUUUUGGCGAAAAGAAAGCCCUUGUUUGACGACCGGCCUGUGGAAAUAGGCGAGUUGACCUAUGUUAUCAAGCAAGACAUUUUCAAGAUUGAACUGAGUAUCCAAAACUUGCUGAAGUAUGCCAAGGGCGAAUCUUCCAUACAAGUAGACUCGCAGAUCAACCAAUACCUGAAGAAUGUGUUGAACUUGUUGAAUUCGAAGAUGAAGAACGUGAGCGGAGAGUUCAAGAACGUAUUGGAGGUGAGACAGAAAAACGAGCUCUUGAACAAAAACAGAAAGGAAAACUUCCUUUCUGCGGCUAGCAACCGCCAGAACGCCCAAUCCCCGCUCCUGGACAGCGGAAGCCAGAACGGGCUUUCCAAUUUGGGCGAGAACCCCUACUUGCUUGGUGCUUCCAUGGACACGCAAGAGCCUUCAACCUACAACAACGAAGAGCUUCUUUCCAUCCCAGACCAAACAAGACAGCUACUUCUCAUGGAGGAACAAGGCAGCGAGUACUUGCAACAAAGAAACUCGGCAGUGGAGACAAUCGAAGCCACAAUCAACGAAGUUGGCAACUUGUUCCAACAGCUAGCUACUAUGGUAACGGAACAAGGCGAAACCAUCCAGCGCAUUGACCAGAACGUCGAAGACAUAGAUAUGAACAUCUCCGGAGCGCAAAGAGAAUUGCUCAAAUACUAUACCCGCAUCUCCAACAACAGAUGGUUUUUCUUGAAGAUUUUCGGUGUGUUGCUUGCAUUUUUUUUCCUCUGGGUGCUUGUCAGUUGA